Molecule: messenger RNA, 1078 nt
Organism: Vicia villosa (hairy vetch)
Lineage: Eukaryota; Viridiplantae; Streptophyta; Magnoliopsida; Fabales; Fabaceae
Exons: 6
Coding region: 231-944 (237 amino acids)
Biological process (GO): dolichol-linked oligosaccharide biosynthetic process
Cellular component (GO): UDP-N-acetylglucosamine transferase complex
Source: RefSeq, a predicted model, not a curated record
CAAAAAAAUUCAGAUGAGAUUGUAAUGCAAGCCCAAAACACUUCAGGCCCAUAGUUUGCCAUUUGCAGGUUGAGUCGAACUGAACUCAUCUCGCCGGAAAACGAAAGGCUCACCGGUAACCGCUACGGAGUUUCUUAUCGGAAUUCAAAACAGUGAGAAUCAAUCACAGAAUUUUGUGGCGAAGAUGUACGUGUAGCUCAAACUGAAAAUCUUGAAACUGUUAGUCUCUGAUGGAAAAAGGCAAUGGCUGCUGCUUCUCUAGUGUAUCUUCAGCUGCUGUUCUUUCAAGUGUCGCUUUUCUUGUCGUCUUGAUCUUUGUUCGAGUUCUUCAUGUCAUAUAUUGUAGUGGAAGGCCCUUGAGCAAAAGAGGAUCAAAACCUGUUAGUACUCUUAUUAUUUUAGGAUCAGGGGGUCAUACUGCGGAGAUGCUUAAUCUAUUGGCUGUAUUACAAAAAGAUAGGUUUAAUCCAAGAUUCUACAUUGCUGCUGCUACUGAUAAUAUGAGUCUUCAAAAAGCUAUGUUGUUGGAAAACUCCCUGGCAUCUAAGAUUUUAAUGCAGAGUGGAACAGACGUUGCUAAUACUGCACAGUUCAUGAAGAUUUAUCGAAGUAGGGAAGUUGGUCAAUCAUAUAUAACCUCUGUUUGGACAACUUUAAUUGCUUUAGUCCAUGCAUUAUGGCUUAUGAUUAAAAUAAGGCCUGAAGUGAUACUUUGCAAUGGACCUGGAACUUGCAUUCCCCUUUGUGCUAUUGCCUUUAUAUUUAAGGUACUUGGAAUCAGAUGGUCCUCGAUUUUCUACGUUGAGAGUAUCGCAAGAGUGAAAAGGCUCUCCUUGAGUGGCUUGCUCCUGUACAAGUUGUGGAUGGCUGAUCAAAUUUUUGUUCAAUGGCCACAGUUGCAACGACAAAAUCCCCGAGCUACCUACGUUGGUAGACUCAUGUAAUCAAUUGAUAGAUUUGUAUUCUGUAAUCAACAAACUUCAAGUUUUGCUUAUAAUAUUUCUAUAAAGCAAGAUAUUCAGAGCUUUAAUUGUUUGCAUAACAGGAUAAGUUCAUAUAAGUGAACUCUUUAGUCGUU